Drechmeria coniospora is the source of this 657-nucleotide messenger RNA. Its product is annotated as secretory component protein shr3. The record is from RefSeq and is a predicted model, not a curated record. Gene Ontology annotation, biological process: endoplasmic reticulum to Golgi vesicle-mediated transport. The transcript has 2 exons. The coding region runs from base 1 to 657 and encodes 218 amino acids. Gene Ontology annotation, cellular component: endoplasmic reticulum membrane. NCBI's taxonomy places the organism in Eukaryota, Fungi, Ascomycota, Sordariomycetes, Hypocreales, Ophiocordycipitaceae.
AUGGGCUUCGUCGACUACUCCAAGUCCACCAAGUCCAAGGACUAUCGCGGCUCCACCUCUUUCGCGACGUACAUGAUCAUCGGCCCGACAUGCUUCUUCCUCGGCAUCCUCUUCGCCUCCUUCCCCUACGACUUCCCCCUCCUCUGGUCCAAGGAGCCGGUCGGCGACGCCUACUACCAGCAGCUUGAGACGCACCUCAAGUUCAUGCACCAGUCGCCGCCGCUCAUCGGGCGCAUCCUCAACAUCAUGGUCUCCGUCGGCUUCACCGGCCUCUUCGUCAAGCUCUUCCGACCGAGCGAGGCCAACUUCCUCUUCGACGGCGCCUCGCUGAUCCUCUACACCAUCGGCGUCGCCGUCUACAUCACCAACACGGUCAAGGGCCUGCGCACCAUCAGCUCCGGGCUCUGGGAGACGGAGGAUUUCAAGAAGACGCAGGAGGCGACCGUCGAGGGCGAGUUCGUCCUCGGACGCGAGGACAGCCUCAAGGUGCUGGCGGCGAGCAACACCAUCCUCGCCCUCGUCCUCAUCGGCGUCCUCGUCCUCCAGGCGGGUCAGUGGUACGCCGAGAAGCGGGACUCGGACGAGGAGACGGCCACGGUCGACAAGAAGGAGCCGUCUCCCAGCGGCAAGGCGGCCGCCAACAAGAAGAAGCAGUGA